GACAACGCGCCGCUCAUUGUCGGCGCUGUGACUUGUCUUGGUGUGAUGGGAGUAAUUGCUCAGGCUUACCUUCCUCGAUUGACGAAUGGCCUUCAUCUCCCACCUUCCCCUUCCACUUGGAGGCUUCGGGGACAUUUUCUGCCGCGUCGCAAGUCAUUUCUUACCAUAGCGGGUUGGGUUGACGAGCAUGGUCCUCUGAUUACUCUUCGGUCGGGACUCAGAAAAUUCGUGGUUAUUGGCCGUUACAAAGCCGCCAUGGAUAUCAUGGAGAAUCAGGGCGCAGCGCUAGCUGACCGUCCUCGCAUGAUUGCUGCUGGAGAGAUAUUUAGCGGCGGACAGGGUCUCACCUCUACACCCUUUGGGGAAAAGUUCCGUCAGAAGCGUAGGGCACUUCAUACGCACCUCCAGCCUAAAGCAGCCGAGGCUUAUCAGCCCCUGCUGAUGUCACACGCGAAGAACCUGGUCCUCGAGAUUCUCGAUGAUCCACACAACUUCCAGAACCAUGUGAUAACUUUUUCUUCGACGACAAUGAUGAAAGUCGCAUAUGGUACUACUACGCCCACUUCUGCGACCGAUCCCCUAGUCAAGGAGAUGUACCAACUCAUGAAGGUGGUCAGUAAACUCCUGCGCCCCGAUGCCUACUACCUGGUGGACUCGAUCCCAUGGCUCAAACAUAUUCCUUGGUAUGGCCGAGAAUUGAAACGGGGGUUUGAGAGGAGCAAGCGGCUCCACACUGGUCAGCUGAAUCGAGUAAAAGAGCAAAUGCAAAGCGAUGUGGACAUUGGUCCUUCGUUCACGAGAUUUAUGUUAGAAAAUAGCGACCACUAUGGUUUGACGGAGGUCGAGACAGCUUUCCUCAGUGCCGCCUUCUUUGGAGCUGGCUCUGAUACGACUACUUUGGCCUUGUGCAACGUGCUCCUGGCAGCCGCAUGUUUCCCCGAGGAGCAAGGUAAAGUUCAAGCCGAGCUCGACGCGGUCAUCGGAAGGCACCGAGCGCCGACUUUUGCCGACCAACAAUCCCUUACUCGUCUGCGUGCCUUCAUCUCUGAGGCUUCGAGAUGGAGACCUGUUGCUCCCAAUGGAGUUCCUCACCGAACAACCAAAGAUGUGAUUUGGGAAAACUACUACAUUCCAGCCGGCACUACAGUAUUCGGCAACACUUGGGCCAUCUGUCGAGAUCCAGAAGUCUUUCCUGAGCCCAACGCAUUUAAGCCUCAACGCUGGAUUGACGACCAAGGUCAUCUGAGAGAUGAUUUAAAUAAUUUUCUUUUUGGGUUUGGUCGGCGUAUUUGCCCUGGUCAACAUGUCGCAAACAGAUCGGUAUUCAUAGGAGUGGUCCUGAUUCUUUGGGCCUUCCGGCUCACCCUCGAUCCUACACAGCCGUUGGAUGACACGGGGUUCCUGAAUUCGGAGAAAACAUACCGGCCGUGCUCUAUCAAAUUCGAGUUGAGGAUUCCCGAAGCAGAGCUCAGGCCCAAGAUGAAGAGUCAUCCUGAGGUCGCGUCAGUGGAUUGAGACUGAUCAUCGCUAGAGAGAGAAUGAAGAACCUGUUCGGAAUGAAUCAGUUACCAGUAUCGGAACCAUGCCACUCAGACAUGACUCGCAACAAAUCACAUAAUUUGUUUCGAUGUAAUAACUAUCGAUUAUGCUUUGUCGUUGACAAUAGAGUUUCAC
Messenger RNA from Suillus discolor, 1674 nucleotides. Its product is annotated as cytochrome P450. Bases 46 to 1515 code for a protein of 489 amino acids. Lineage: Eukaryota; Fungi; Basidiomycota; Agaricomycetes; Boletales; Suillaceae. Gene Ontology annotation, molecular function: heme binding; iron ion binding; monooxygenase activity. The record is from RefSeq and is a predicted model, not a curated record. The transcript has 13 exons.